Musca domestica (house fly) is the source of this 595-nucleotide messenger RNA. RefSeq names its product small ribosomal subunit protein uS10 (gene RpS20). Gene Ontology annotation, biological process: translation. The record is from RefSeq and is a predicted model, not a curated record. Gene Ontology annotation, cellular component: ribosome; cytosolic small ribosomal subunit. Lineage: Eukaryota; Metazoa; Arthropoda; Insecta; Diptera; Muscidae. Gene Ontology annotation, molecular function: structural constituent of ribosome; RNA binding. The coding region runs from base 158 to 520 and encodes 120 amino acids. The transcript has 4 exons.
AAUCGAUGUUAUCGAUAAUUAGAAACGUUGCUAACUUCACGAAAGUCAAAAACUCGUCCAUUUCGUCUUUAACUGUAUCACUGGCUAGAAGAACUCUGGUUCAGCGCUGCUCAAAAUAAACAAAGAUUUGAAUACCUCGACCAGAUUUCUACAUAAAAUGGCUGCUGCUGGCAAAGAUAUUGAGAAACCCCAAGGUGCUGAUUCCUCCUCGGUUCACCGCAUCCGUAUCACUUUGACCUCCAGGAAUGUACGUUCCUUGGAAAAUGUGUGCCGUGAUUUGAUCAAUGGCGCCAAGAACCAAAACUUGCGUGUCAAGGGUCCCGUACGCAUGCCAACCAAAACUUUGCGCAUCACCACGCGUAAGACUCCUUGUGGUGAAGGUUCCAAGACUUGGGAUCGUUUCCAGAUGAGAAUCCACAAGCGCAUCAUCGAUUUGCAUUCUCCCUCUGAGAUCGUUAAGAAGAUCACCUCCAUUAACAUUGAACCUGGCGUAGAAGUUGAGGUCACAAUUGCCAACUAAAUACACUUUACAUCGGUAUAGAUGUAUAUGAUACAAGAUAAUUCUUUUUAAUAAAAGAUGACUAAACUGUAAAAA